Messenger RNA from Alligator mississippiensis (American alligator), 1430 nucleotides. It is a transcript of the gene SOX17, whose product is annotated as SRY-box transcription factor 17. Lineage: Eukaryota; Metazoa; Chordata; Crocodylia; Alligatoridae. The record is from RefSeq and is a predicted model, not a curated record. Gene Ontology annotation, molecular function: RNA polymerase II cis-regulatory region sequence-specific DNA binding; DNA-binding transcription activator activity, RNA polymerase II-specific. Gene Ontology annotation, biological process: angiogenesis; vasculogenesis; positive regulation of transcription by RNA polymerase II. Bases 69 to 1124 code for a protein of 351 amino acids. The transcript has 2 exons.
GUGCAGCGGCAGCUGGCAGAGCCCGGGAGCAGCGCCAGGGUCGGGGCGUUGUCUCCUCCCGCCGCGCCAUGAGCAGCCCCGACGCGGGCUACGCCAGCAGCGAGGACCAGACGCAGGGCCGCUGCGCGCUGCCGCUGCUGAUGCCGGGCCUGGGCGCCUGCCCGUGGGCCGAGCCGCGGAGCCCCUCGAGGGAGGCCGAGACCAAGGCGAAGAGCGAGGCGCCGUCGGGGGCGGGGGCCGGGCGCGCCAAGGCCGAGUCGCGCAUCCGCCGGCCCAUGAACGCCUUCAUGGUGUGGGCCAAGGACGAGCGCAAGCGGCUGGCGCAGCAGAACCCGGACCUGCACAACGCCGAGCUCAGCAAGAUGCUGGGCCGCGCGUGGAGGGCGCUGUCGCUGGCGGAGAAGCGGCCGUUCGUGGAGGAGGCGGAGCGGCUGCGCGUGCAGCACAUGCGGGACCACCCCGCCUACAAGUACCGCCCGCGCCGCAGGAAGCAGCUGAAGCGGCUGAAGCGCAUGGAGAGCGGGUUCCUGGCGCCGGGCGAGGCGGCGGGCGCGGGGCUGGGCGCGGGCGGCGGGCGGCUGCGUGCCGACGGCCUGGGCCUGGGCCUGGGCCUGGCCUACGCCGAGCCGGGCUACCCGCCGGGGCAGAGCGUGCCGCCGCCCGCCGCCGCCGGGCCCCGCUACCGGGACUGCCCCCUGGACGGCUACGGCCUGCCCACGCCCGACCCCUCGCCGCUCGACGCCCCCGCCCCCGAGCCCGCCUGCUUCCCGCCGCCGGAGGACUGCGCGCUCGGGCCCUACGGCUACGCGCCGCCGCCCCCCGACUACGCGGGGCCCGGGCCGGGCGCCUACUACGGGCCGGGCCGCUCCGCGCUGCCGCUGCCCCUGGCGCUGCCCCUGGCGCUGCCGCAGCCGUCGCCGCCGCCCGAGGCGCCGCUGGAGCCGCUGGCGCAGGACGAGCUGCUGGGCGACGUGGACCGCGCCGAGUUCGAGCAGUACCUGCGCUUCGCCUGCAAGGCCGAGCUGGGGCCGCCCUUCGACGGCGCCGCGCCCGGCCCCGCGCCGCCGCUGCUGCUGCCGGACGCCGGCGCCGGCGGCUUUUACUGCGGCUACCCGGACUUGUGAGCGCCACCCCGCUCGGACUCGGCCCUGGCGCCUGCUCCUAUUUAUCCGUAACUUAUUUGCAUCUGGAGAAGCAGCGGGGCCCGGCGCCCGCUUCGGCUUUGCGGCUGCGGCUCCGCCCCGGGGUUUUCCCGGGCCGGCGACGGGGCACGGGAGCGCCCUCUCUCCUUUCUCCUCUCCUCCCGCUCUCCCCCGGUUGUUUGAAGGCUGGGACUGAUUAUUUUUAUACGCUCGGAGGUCGGGGUUUGUACAGGCUCCUUUUGCACUUUUUACAGAUAAGGGGGGAACAAUAAAACCGCUCAUUUUAUA